GCUUCAGUUUCUCCAUAGCCUUGUGUCGGUAUAUUUGUCCCUCCCAUACUGUCUCCUAACGAUGGCGUCCGGCAGCGCAGGUAGCAGGGUCUCCUGCGGGAGAGAUUUAAGUUGCGUUCCCGAAGUAGCGGAUACUCUCGCCGCGGUAGCCAAAUUAGGCUUUGAUUUCCUGUGCAUGCCGGUGUUCCAUCCACGGUUCAGAAGGGAAUAUGAACUGGACCCUGCUAAGUCCCGACCUGGAGCCCAAACGCGCUCUGACCUGCUACUGUGUGGCAGAGACUGGAACACACUUGUCGUGGGAAAGCUGUCACCCUGGAUUGAGACAGACUCCGAGUUGACCACAGAGCGCAGGAAUUCAGAAGCGGCGCUGGUACAGGAGCUGAAUUUCUGUGCUUAUCUGGGAUUGCCAGCUUUCAUGAUCCCCCUGAGGGGUCCUCACUGUGCCAACCUGGCUCGAAUCCUGCUCAACCACAUCCACACAGGACACCACUCCUGCAUGUUUUGGUUACGAGUUCCCCUAAUGGCUUCAGAUGACUUGCGUGAGGAUCUAAUUGAGAACGAUCCAACUAAACCAAUGGAUGACGGCAGUGCUGAUGAGAAGACCUGGGCAUGGUGGCACUCGUUCAGAACGCUCUGUGACUAUAACAAGAGGAUUUGUCUCGCCAUCGAGAUUGGAGCUGACCUGCCAUCCGACACAGUGAUUGACAAGUGGCUUGGAGAGCCGAUCAAAGCGGCCAUUCUGCCCACCAGCAUAUUUCUAACCAAUAAAAAAGGCUUUCCUGUUCUUUCAAAAGCUCACCAGCGAAUCAUCUUUCGCCUCUUCAAGCUGGAGGCUCAGUUUAUUUUCACAGGUGCAAACAGACACGGUGACAAAGACUUGCGCUCCUACCUGCAGUAUCUAGAGUACCUCAACCAAAACCGUCCGGCACCUAAUGCUUAUGAGAUGUUUGCCAAAGGCUAUGAAGAUUAUCUGCAGUCACCAUUACAGCCUUUAAUGGACAAUUUGGAAUCACAGACAUAUGAAGUUUUUGAAAAAGAUCCAAUCAAAUAUUCUCAGUACCAGCAGGCCGUAUACAGAUGUCUGCUGGACAGAGUUCCUGAAGAACAGAUGGAAACCAAUGUACAGAUAUUAAUGGUCCUAGGUGCAGGUCGUGGUCCACUGGUGAACGCCUCACUUCGUGCAGCAAAACAGGCUAAGAGGAAGCUGCGUGUAUAUGCCGUCGAGAAGAACCCCAAUGCUGUCGUCACAUUGGAAAACUGGAAGUUUGAGGAGUGGGGUGAUCAGGUGACUGUUGUGUCAAGUGACAUGAGGGAAUGGGUGGCUCCAGAAAAGGCAGACAUCAUUGUGAGCGAGCUCUUGGGCUCAUUUGGAGACAACGAGCUUUCGCCCGAGUGCCUAGAUGGGGCGCAGCACUUUCUCAAAGAUGAUGGAGUAAGCAUUCCCUGCUCUUAUACAUCUUUCUUGGCUCCACUGUCAUCUUCUAAACUGUAUAAUGAAGUCAGAGGCUGCCGGGAACGAGACAAAGAUCCCGAGUGCCAUUUUGAGACACCCUAUGUUGUCCGAUUGCACAACUUCCAUCAACUCGCAGACCCCAAGCCCUGCUUCACCUUCGUACACCCGACCACAGAUAUGAACAAUAACCGGUAUCAGUGUCUACGCUUUUCCAUUGGCUGUAAUUCAGUCCUUCAUGGCUUUGCCGGAUACUUCGAGACCACGCUGUAUAAAGACGUCAUGCUUAGUAUAAAACCUGAAACGCACUCUCCUGGAAUGUUCUCAUGGUUUCCCAUCUUAUUCCCUCUGAAACAGCCGAUUCCACUGUCCUGUGGUGAUAACGUGAGCGUGAGAUUCUGGAGGUGUAACAACGGCAAGAAGGUCUGGUACGAAUGGGCAGUGACCGAACCUACGUGUUCUGCUAUUCACAACCCGGCCGGGCGCUCUUACACUAUUGGCCUGUAGGAUAUCGAUACAUAUGCAGUUGCGCUGUUUUAUUUCCAGUCGAGCAGCAGGUUUGAUUACCUUGUUUCUGGGGCCAUGUUUAAAGAUGUCAUACUUUGUUACAGAGAUCUUUGGUUACUGUACAAUAUGUACUAUUUUUUUUAUUAUGGCCAUAAGCAUGAAAAUUAAAACAGCACUUACUAUGUACCCUUUAAGGCAGUGCGGGAUGUCCUGGUGCUCUUCCUCUGUUAAGCGACUGUUUCAAACAAUAAAGCCAGAUCUGUUGGGCUCUAAAAGCUGUAUGUUUUAUAGACUCUUUAUUUCUUUGAACCCAUUAUGUAAGUCAGUUUAUUUUGACAGUGUUAGAAAGACAUCCAAUGUUCCUCAUUGUCUGUGCCCUGAAAUGUAACAUGGUUAGAUCACUCAUACGUAAUAUGAUUUUCCCCAGGCCAGGAUAGGAAAUGUUCCAUACUUUUAUACCUUUCCUAAUGAAUAUGUAUUGUCAUAUAACAUGAAUAAAAAAAGGAUAGAAAGUU
Molecule: messenger RNA, 2472 nt
Organism: Paramisgurnus dabryanus
Lineage: Eukaryota; Metazoa; Chordata; Actinopteri; Cypriniformes; Cobitidae
Gene: prmt5
Product: protein arginine methyltransferase 5
Biological process (GO): regulation of DNA-templated transcription; peptidyl-arginine N-methylation
Cellular component (GO): nucleus; cytosol
Source: RefSeq, a predicted model, not a curated record